GACGUCAUUUCUGCGCUACUUUCUUCGUUGUCUUUGAGGUAUCUAGCCGCCUCUGGGAACUAUGCCUAAAGUAGUGUCCCGGUCGGUUGUCUGCUCCGACACCCGGGACCGCGAGGAAUAUGACGACGGCGAGAAGCCUCUCCACGUCUACUAUUGUUUGUGCGGCCAGAUGGUCCUGGUUCUGGAUUGUCAGUUAGAGAAAUUGCCCAUGAGGCCCCGGGACCGAUCCCGUGUGAUUGAUGCUGCCAAACAUGCUCACAAAUUUUGUAAUACAGAAGAUGAGGAGACUAUGUAUCUUCGGAGGCCUGAAGGCAUUGAACGACAAUACAGGAAGAAGUGUGCAAAGUGUGGACUACCACUGUUCUACCAGUCCCAGCCGAAGAAUGCCCCUGUGACCUUCAUUGUGGAUGGAGCAGUAGUGAAAUUUGGUCAGGGUUUUGGGAAAACAAAUAUAUAUACUCAGAAACAAGAGCCUCCAAAGAAGGUGAUGAUGACCAAACGGACUAAAGACAUGGGCAAGUUCAGCUCUGUCACUGUGUCUACCAUUGAUGAAGAGGAAGAGGAGAUUGAGGCUAGGGAAGUUGCUGACUCAUAUGCACAGAAUGCCAAAGUGAUUGAAAAACAGCUGGAGCGCAAAGGCAUGAGCAAGAGGCGACUGCAAGAGCUGGCUGAACUGGAAGCCAAGAAAGCUAAAAUGAAGGGGACCUUGAUUGACAACCAGUUCAAAUGACCAAGACUUUUCUCUGAGCCCAGACUGGAGGCAAGCAUUUAGAUCAAGAAGAAAAAUAACUUCUUGAUUACAUGGACUGGUUUCUGUUUAUUCCCUAGGAGGAGUCUUUAUUUUGCUUCCGAUUGAUUCUCUUGCAUUCAGUGAGGUCUUUGAGUCCAUUUGACCUGAUUUCUAGGAGAUGAAUUUUUCUAAGUCUUUACGUAGGUUUUAUGAACUAUUUUUUGUCCAUUUGAUAUAAAAUUCUUCAGCUACAUAAAAACUUUAUGAAUAGAUUAGUGCUGAGUGUGUCUAGUUUCUAAAAUGACUUUUUAUUCCUUUUUCAGUUAAUAGAAUAUUGAAAGAUUUUUGGAAAAAUAUUAUGGUGUGUCAUAGAGAAAAGUAGCAUGAAUUAUAUGUAAAAUUACAGCAAGUCAUAUCCUUUUUAAGUGACUCUGUCUCUGGUCUUAUAAUGGCUCUUAGAAUUGGCAAUCUUUGUCCUGUCAGCAGAGUUCCAUUGAAAGUCAAAAUCUGCAUAAAGUUCUCUUUACUUCAAAUAUUAAGAGUUAUAGGUGAGCCAUACCAUAUCAGACUUUAUACUUAAAGAAGGAGAAGCUACAGGGCUGGGUAUAUUGCUCAGUCAUAGAGUGCAUGUGAGGCAUGUGUGAGGUCUGGGUUCCAUCCCCAGCACCACAUACGUGUGUACAUGCACACACACCCCAAAGUGAAAAGCCAGAUUGUGUAGUGAGAGAGUUGGUUAGCUCAGAUUUGAAUUAUAAAAGGAUCUUAUUAAGUAACCCAAGGGAGCUGCUAUCUAGUGAAACAGCUGGGUGUACUGCUUCUCUGUGUGGGUACAUGAAAUAAAUAAAAUUUUCUGCUAGGUAUUGUUUAUUUUACAUUUGUUAUUUGCAGAGGAAUGUUGUGUAUAUAAAUAUUUUAUGUCAUGCUGCUUCAGUGAUAUCAAUAUCUGUAUAUUUGUAUUAAUAUUUUUAUCUAUUCCCUGUAUUACACAGUGUAGGGUCAGAAAGCAUGUUAACCUCCUCAUAUUAUCUAUAAUGGAUCACAGUUAUUAGCAAGCAUCCAAGAUUUGUUUGUGAGGUGCUGCUGGGAAAUGGUAGAACAGUUUUCUUUGUGUCUUUUCUGAUUUUUUUUGUUUUUCUUUCUUUUGGGGGAGGGUACUGAGGAUUGAACUCGGGGGCAUUCAACCACUGAGCCAUAUCCCUAUCCCUAUAUUGUAUUUUAUUAGAGACAGGGUCUCACUGAGUUGCUUAGUGCCUUGCUAAAUUGCUGAGGCUGGCUUUGAACUCAUGAUCCUCCUGCCUCAGCCUCCUGAGCUGCUGGGAUUACAGGAGUGUGCCACCGUGCCCGGCCUCUGAUUUCUUUAUUGCACAGAAAAGUAGGUUGGAAUCAGAGUAGAUAUAAUCUAGCAACAGAUAUACAAAAGAGGGAUGGAGUCCUGAGAAGGCCCAAAAUAGGGCUGUGUUACCAUCUUCCAGGUUAUUCUACAUUCCAUGAGGCUUUUUGCAACUGAGUCUUUCUCUUCACCUCAUUUCCUGUCCUUAUUCUGAGAAAGAAGUAACAAUCACGUGGAUGACCUCCUCACAAUUUCUAACCUCAACUCCAGACAAUGACCUCUACCUUUACUUCACUUUAGUCAUAAGCUCCCAUGAUUACAGCCUGGAUAUCAUCUACACAACCUCUGAAAUCCAAUAUUUUGUUCUCUGAUCACAAUCAUUCACUUCUUCUGAAGCUGUUUUGUUUUUAGAUUUGAAGGGUGAUUGUUAGUAGUAAAUAAUGAAAAAUAGUAGUAGUAGUAAUAGCAAAAAUACUCACCACUCUUUAUUGAGUAUUUACUAUGUGUCAGGUGCCAGGGAAAGUACUUUACAGGUAUUACCUAAACAACACGAUAAUUCUUAAAGUUUAGAUGUUACUAUUCCCAUUCUAAAAAUGAGUAUUCUGACAUUCAGAGAGUUUAAGUUUCCUAAGAUCCCCUAGUCAGUAUGUGGUAAAGACAAAAGUUUGAUUUUAAAACUAGAACAGGAAAACUGCUUCUCCUGUGGAAUUUUUAAAAUAUAUAUUAUUAAGAUCAGAAUGCAGUUUCAUUUUGAGAAACCAAAUAAAGUGCAUUAUAAAAAUUCUUGCAUAGAGAACUCCUUAUAAUAAAUCUGUAGUUACAUUUCUACAUAUUUUCUGAAAUAUUUGUCUUUAGAUACUAGUUCUAAACCAUUUCAACAUCUGGUUCAAGUUAUGCAUUUUGUUUCUUCUAUAUGAUUGUGAAAUGUUAUGUCAUUAACACCAAGCCACAUAUGCUCUUCAUUAUGUUUUAUUCUUUUAUAUUGAAAUAAUUGUUAAAAAAUAACAUAGUUCCUCUAAUCUGUUAACUCAUAUUAUAGCACAUACAGUGUUUUAAUGUUAGUACAAAGAGAUAAAGAGCCAUAUUGAAAUUUUGGAGGGUCUUGUUCCUUUUUUUUUUCUUUUUGCAAAAUAUCCAUUGUGAGAAAAAUAUUAAAAUGUGUGUGAAAUAUU
This is a messenger RNA of Marmota monax (woodchuck), 3232 nucleotides long. RefSeq names its product STING1 ER exit protein 1 (gene Steep1). The transcript has 7 exons. The coding region runs from base 62 to 730 and encodes 222 amino acids. NCBI's taxonomy places the organism in Eukaryota, Metazoa, Chordata, Mammalia, Rodentia, Sciuridae. The record is from RefSeq and is a predicted model, not a curated record.